UCCAAACAAGGAAUCUGGAGAGUGCAAAGCCCUCGGGGUCCCCGGGGUUCCUGUGGAAGGAGGGAAGGAGCCUUCAUCCUUAACCAGGUGGAUUUCCAGUUUUUCCUGCAAAGUACCUUCUCUGCUUGGCGACAUGCGCAAUUGACCUGUUUCCUGUGCUGGAUUCGCCUCCACCCUAAAUCCCAGGCCGUCGAAAGCUUCGGCAGCAAGGGAAGGAGCCGCUCCCGAGCUCUCGGGAGCCGCGGAUCGAAGAUGCGAGGGCAGGAGCUGGCUGGGUCCCUAGCAAGACAAGACCCUUGCGUCACCCAGACUGGGAGCAGUGGGGGAUUCUGGGAAAGAACCGCGCAGGAGAUCCGGGGCGAGGAGGACGUCCUCAGCUCAGGCGCUCAGUGCCAGCGUUUCAGGCAUUUCCGCUACCAGGAGGCCGAGGGACCCAGAGAGGUUUGCAGCCAACUCCACCAUCUUUGCCGUCAGUGGCUGAAGCCAGAGCGACACACCAAGGCUCAGAUGCUGGACCUGGUGAUCCUGGAGCAGUUCCUGGCUGUCCUCCCCCCGGAGAUGGAGAACUGGGUCAGGGAAUGCGGAGCGGAGACCAGUUCCCAGGCGGUGGCCCUGGCCGAAGGUUUCCUCCUGAGCCGGGCAGAGGAGAAGAAGCAGGAAGAGCCGCAGGUGAGAGAUUCAUCCAAGUAGAAGCUUAUUUUCAUGCAGUGUAAGA
Molecule: messenger RNA, 715 nt
Organism: Lacerta agilis (Sand lizard)
Lineage: Eukaryota; Metazoa; Chordata; Lepidosauria; Squamata; Lacertidae
Product: zinc finger protein 24-like
Exons: 2
Coding region: 253-690 (145 amino acids)
Source: RefSeq, a predicted model, not a curated record